AUGAAACCUGAGAGUGAUGGUGGAAGUGAGAUCAAGAAUUACCUGGUGGACAAACGUGAAAAGAGCAGCUCCAGAUGGACCAGGGUCAAUAAGACCUUUACCAUCUACGACAUCCGCCUGAAGAUCUCUGGUCUGCUGGAAGGCAGUGAUUACCAGUUCCGUGUUACAGCCGUGAACACAGCUGGAAACAGCCAGCCCAGUGAAGCCUCUCAGUAUGCCUACUGUAGAGAGCCAACAUACACUCCAGCCCCUCCUUCAAUUCCACGUGUGAUAGAUUCCACCAAGCAUAGCAUUAGCUUGCAAUGGACCAGACCAAUGUAUGAUGGUGGUGCUGAUGUUGUUGGCUACGUGGUGGAGGUGCUUGAGGAAGGAACCGAGCAGUGGUACAGGGCCACUCAGAAGACUCUGAAGACCAAUUUGUUUGUUGCCGCUGGACUUCAAAGCAACAAGAAGUACAGCUUCCAGGCCGCAGGAGUCAAUAGUAAUGGCACUGGGGAAUUCAGCGAACCAAGUGUGGAAAUUGAGCCGGUUGAGAAACUUUCAAUCCCUGAUCUUGAUCUUCCUGAUGAUCUGAAGAAGACUGUGUGUCUGAGAGCUGGUAACACUCUGAGGCUGUUUGUCAAUGUGACUGGAAGACCUGCACCAGUAUUGACCUGGAGGAAACCUGGCAUUGACCUGCAGAGCCGUGGGUUCAUUGAUACAACUGACAGUUACACUCAACUGAUUGUUGAGAAGGUCCAUCGUUACGAUUCUGGCAAAUACACCAUUGAGGCUGAAAAUCCAUCUGACACUCCUGGACCACCCGGUUCAGUUAGAGUCAAAGACUACACAAAGGAGUCUGUUGUCAUCACAUGGGAUGUACCAAGUAUUGAUGGUGGAGCCCCUGUGAACAACUACAUCAUUGAGAAACGUGAAGCUUCAAUGAAAUCCUACAAGACCGUUACAACAGAAUGCAGGAAGACCUUGUUCAGAAUCUCUGGCCUGGAGGAAUCAGUACACUACUUCUUCAGAGUGUUACCAGAGAACAUAUAUGGUAUUGGAGAACCAUGUGAAAUCCCUGAAUCAGUGUUGAUCUGUGAAGUUCCCAGCCUUCCUCAGGAUCUGCACAUUGUGGAUAUCGGCAAGACCUCAGCAAUCCUGAACUGGGAAAGACCUCUUCACGAUGGUGGAAGCAGACUGACGGGCUACGCUCAUUGA
Messenger RNA from Oncorhynchus gorbuscha (pink salmon), 1197 nucleotides. Its product is annotated as titin-like. Gene Ontology annotation, molecular function: protein binding. Bases 1 to 1197 code for a protein of 398 amino acids. NCBI's taxonomy places the organism in Eukaryota, Metazoa, Chordata, Actinopteri, Salmoniformes, Salmonidae. The record is from RefSeq and is a predicted model, not a curated record. The transcript has 4 exons.